Molecule: messenger RNA, 2641 nt
Organism: Papaver somniferum (opium poppy)
Lineage: Eukaryota; Viridiplantae; Streptophyta; Magnoliopsida; Ranunculales; Papaveraceae
Product: probable sulfate transporter 3.3
Exons: 13
Coding region: 364-2364 (666 amino acids)
Biological process (GO): transmembrane transport
Cellular component (GO): membrane
Molecular function (GO): secondary active sulfate transmembrane transporter activity
Source: RefSeq, a predicted model, not a curated record
UCCCUCCCCUCUCACUUUUUCUCUAGCAAGGUCUCUUCCACUUGCACUCCUUGUUGGGUAGUCUUGUAGAGCUAGUACUAUACACCUCUUGUUUGGUAGCGGUCUCUAGCUGAAGUUGAUUGAAAUAUAAAUCAAGGAAUGACAUCUUUCUAUUUCUCUAUACUCACUUGUUUUGAUUCUUACUUAUAUGCUAUGACUCUAUGACUAUGAUAGAGUAGCUAAUACUAUUAUUACUAGCUAGUACCACAACUACAAUAUAUUCAGAAGUUUUCACUUAUCAUCGGCAACAAGCCAAAGAAACACACCUGUUAGGUCAUUUUCUAGCUUAGCUUAGCUAGAGAGGUCUCUUUAGGUCUCUAUAUUAUGGAACCUACAAUAAUGGAUCCUAAUGCGAUGAACAACAGCAACAAUUCAUCAUCUCAUAAUUUCCCUCAUCAUCAUCAGUUUCUUGAAGUUUCAUCAAUGGAAGUUCACAAAGUAGUCCCACCACCUCCAAGAAGCACAGCUCACAAACUCAAAAACAGACUCAAGGAAACUUUCUUUUCCGAUGACCCUUUCCACCAAUUCAAAGGCCAAUCUCCUAAAAGGAAAUGGAUUCUUGGGGCUCAAUAUUUCUUCCCUAUCCUCCAGUGGUGUCCUAACUAUACUUUCAAAUUCUUCAAAUCUGAUAUUGUUGCUGGUCUCACUAUUGCAAGUUUAGCCAUUCCUCAGGGUAUUAGUUAUGCUAAACUUGCAAAUCUACCACCAAUUCUUGGGCUCUAUUCAAGCUUUGUACCACCACUGAUAUAUGCAGUACUUGGAAGUUCAAGGGAUUUAGCAGUGGGGCCAGUAUCCAUAGCAUCAUUGAUAUUAGGAUCAAUGCUUAGAGAAAAAGUUUCACCAGCAAAAGAACCUCUCUUAUUUCUUCAACUUGCAUUCACUUCUACUUUGUUUGCUGGUCUUUUUCAAGCUUCACUUGGAAUAUUAAGGCUUGGAUUCAUAAUUGAUUUUCUAUCUAAAGCAACCUUGAUUGGAUUCAUGGCCGGUGCUGCAAUUAUAGUUUCUCUGCAACAACUCAAAGCCCUUCUUGGGAUUGUAAAUUUUACCAAACAAAUGGGUGUCAUUGCUGUUUUGAGCUCUGUUUUUCAACAUACUGACGAGUGGUCAUGGCAAACUAUACUCAUGGGGUUCUGCUUCCUUGUAUUCCUCCUUUUGGCACGACACGUUAGCAUGAAAAACCCAAAGUUCUUCUGGGUAUCAGCUGGAGCUCCACUUUUGUCUGUGAUACUUUCCACUCUUGCAGUCUUCGUAUUCAAAGCUCAAAAUCAUGGAGUCAGCAUUAUUGGGAAGCUAGAAAAGGGAUUGAACCCUCCAUCAUGGAAUAUGUUGCAUUUUGGUGGAGGCCAUUUAGGACUUGUUCUCAAGACUGGGCUCGUCACUGGAAUUAUUUCCCUCACCGAAGGUAUAGCCGUAGGCAGAACAUUUGCUGCACUGAAGGACUACCAAGUAGAUGGAAACAAAGAAAUGAUGGCUAUUGGUUUCAUGAACAUAGUAGGAUCUUGUACCUCCUGCUAUAUUACAACAGGUGCAUUCUCCCGGUCUGCAGUAAAUCAUAACGCUGGGGCAAAAACAGCUAUGUCUAAUAUCGUCAUGUCUGUAACGGUGAUGGUGACACUACUCUUCCUAAUGCCGUUAUUCCGAUACACACCGAAUGUUGUACUAGGGGCGAUCAUCGUCACCGCUGUGAUUGGUCUGAUCGAUAUCCCAGCUGCUUAUCUGAUUUGGAAGAUUGAUAAAUUUGACUUUGUAGUAUGUGUUUGUGCAUUCUUGGGUGUCAUCUUUAUAUCAGUCCAAGACGGUCUAGCUAUUGCGGUUGGAAUAUCGCUCUUUAAAAUCCUCAUGCAAGUUACAAGGCCAAAGACGAUGGUGCUGGGAAACAUUCCUGGGACUGACAUCUACCGCAAUCUUCACCAUUACAAGGACGCAAAAUCUGUCCCUGGCAUUCUUAUACUAAGCAUUGAAGCUCCAAUAAACUUUGCCAAUUCAACUUACCUUAACGAAAGGAUUACAAGAUGGAUACAAGAAUUUGAAACACAAGAUGGAGUUGGGAAACAUUCUGAUCUUCAACAUCUGGUUUUAGAUCUUUCGGCUGUGAGCUCUAUCGAUACAAGUGGUGUUGGACUCGUUAAGGAUCUGAAAAAGAAACUGGAGAAACGUGAUCUUGACCUUGUGUUGGUGAAUCCGGUUGGCGAGGUCAUGGAGAAACUACAGCAAGCAAAUAAGGCUGAUAACUUUCUAUCUGUCGAUUCCCUUUACUUAACUGUCGGAGAAGCUGUUUCCUCACUCUCUUCGAAAAUGAAAAUGCCAAUAUCAAGCCAAGUUUGAAGCUGGACUUUUGAAACUUCGUAUUGUUACAAUGCUGAUGAUGGAAAUCAUUCGUAAAGAUCUAAAAUGAGGACAAGUAUAUAGAUGCUCAUCGACAUUGUAAUGUAAUUUAAUUACUUUGUUGCCUCUACUUUUAAUUUGCAUAUAUCUAUAUUAUAAAAAGAAGUGGUUUGUAGCCUGAUAAAUUCGAUCAUCGAUUUCGUCAUCCCACGGCGUGGAUCGAUUCGUUAUAUGUUCUAUAUAGACGUCCAUCGGAUUGUUGGGUUUCCUGAUUUGA